ACCCACUAGUGCCUGGGAAAACAGAGAUCCACUUGGCCACAUAACAGUCACUACAAUUGUAUGAUAUUUGAACAGAUUCUUGCUUCACUCUUGGUCUGAUGGUAAAUCAUUCAGUUUGUAUUUUCCUUACUACUGUAGCUUCUUCCUUUCCUUUUAUUCUAAAACUGUGCUGCAAUAUACUCUAUUAUAGAAAGCAUUUCUUUGAUGUUACAAUUCUAAUGUUUGCAUAUUGCUUAUAAGUCUUGUUACCUAAAUUCUCAUCCCAAGGCAUUUAUUUUGUGUAUGGGAUAUACCUUUUAAAUUUUGUAGCUCAGGGCAGUGUUGGUUUGCAGCUAAUCAAACCUGCAUUUCCAAAUGUUAUGUUUUGAAUAAGCCAUCUCUUAAAACAGUCUGUGGUUCAGCACUUUGUGGAAUGUUUUUACUACAUAUCCAACACACUUCAUAGGAUAUUUUUACUAUGUACACAAUAUAUUUGCUUUCACUAUUACUUUUCAUUAUUUGUUCUUUGUUGUUACAUGCCAAGGUAAAGUGAACUCCUAUUAUCCAAUCCUGCUAUCAGGCCAGGAUCAUUAGAAGCUGUAGGGAAAAGCAGAAGAUAACUAAUUCUCCACGUUUUUUAUUAAACUUGCUAUCUUGAUGAGGAAAUAAUGACCAAAAAAUAAAUAAGUUGGGAAUUUUACCAUGUUCUGUUCUGAUGUGCAUGAAUGGAAAGUGAGCUUAUAACACGUCCUUCUUCCCUUUGCCAUCCUUUCUCACUCAGACUUCUUCCUGCUGUUGUUAUAAGAGCUUAUCCUUCUGCAGAUGUGAGAUAAUAUGCUUUUGUCUGUCUGCUUCUCAUAGAUGCUCUUUUAUUUUUUCCAUUUUCCAAUCAGAAGGGCUGUGGAGCGCUGAAACACCCCGUGAGCCCUCUACUGGCACUUUCUGCUUUUGCUUUAGGCUGUGCUAGUGGUUUUUCCUUCCCUGCUGUGCUUGCUAGAGCCUAAGGAGACAGGAUUGCACGUUCUUCACUCGAAAGGAAAUCCUUCGGUUGCACGGCCGAUACUAUGAAAUGGCACCAAAUGUUGUGCCCAUGGAUUAUACAAAGGACCCAGAUGUUAAACUACCUAUGCAGCUUAUAAUAAACAUGCCUGAGCUAAAGGAGAAUCCCUUCAAAGAAAGGAUUGUGGAGUCUUUCUCAGAAGAUGGAGAGGGGAGCCUGAGCUUCAAUGACUUUGUGGAUAUGUUCUCCGUGCUCAGUGAAAUGGCUCCCCGAGAGCUUAAAGCAAUCUAUGCCUUCAAGAUCUAUGAUUUUAAUACAGAUAACUUCAUUUGUAAAGCAGACUUGGAAAAAACUCUCAAUAAGCUGACCCGGGAAGAGCUGACAGCAGAGGAAAUCACUCUGGUUUGUGAGAAAGUGAUAGAAGAAGCUGACAUGGAUGGUGAUGGGAAAUUAGGAUUUGCAGAUUUUGAAAACAUGAUUUCCAAGGCACCGGACUUUCUCAGUACUUUCCACAUAAGAAUCUGAAGAUGUUUCUGCCAGUCCAGCCUGUCUGAAUUUCAGGCACUCCAGGGGCUUUUGUCCUCUAAUGAGAGCUUCUUAGAACUCAGCAGAAAGUACUGAAAUAAUUCUGGUCCACAAAGAGACAGAAGCAUCAUGUGAUUUACAGGAUAUUUGGAACAGACAUUUUUAUCUUCACUGCUGGCCAUGCACUCUGGCAAAGAUGGUUGAUUGUUGGAUUGUGGUUUUUCUUUUUUUCCCCCCUUUUUUUAACAGUCAUAAUCAGAAUAUUAUUAAAGGUAUUUCCACAUAGUUUUUAUAUUUAUGAAUAUUUAAUAUUGUUCUUAAAAAAAAAUAUUGAGAGAAGUAAGAGAAAUAUUACCUUUGGUGUGUUUUCCAAGAGUAUUUGAAAGAAAGCACGGGCCUUAAAUAAUGAGAUGCCUCUAUCACUGUGUCCAGCUGGGAUCUUGCAUAGAAAAUACCUGAGGUGAAAGAACUGCGCUCAAGAUCAAGCUCCCAGGGUUGAAGACAACCACAGCCCAGGUUUGCCUUUCAGCCACUGAAAUGGCAGCUGCUGGCUUUGGUGCUUACCUUCAACCAGUAUUUCAUGGAUUGUUGUGUCCUUAUAAAACUUGAAAUAUUUGCCUUUUAUAUAUGAUAACUGCAUACAUGAUUAAUUUCUUCUCAAGAUAAAUGUUAAAACUGUGUCUUUAUUCUCAAAGGGGCUCCUGCAUUUUACUCAUUCUAUGGGCUGAUAAUGUUGAAUGGAGGAACAUGGUCACCUGUAACUCAUGAAGAAUUUGAAGAAGCACAGAUCUACUAUUAAGGACAUGAAAAGAUAUUUUCUUUCUAAACAAGCUAUGCAAUCUCUCCCAUAAAAUGCAUAAAUGCAGUUCUAUGUUCUUCUUUCCCCUCCAGCUGGAAAUCAGCUAGAUCUUUUUGGUUAUUUUUUUUUUUACUUCCAGUAUUGUUUAAGUACUGGGGCCUGAAGACAAUCAUAUGUAUAUUAAUUACUGUUCUAACAGUUAAUAGAAGGGCUCUGUCAUUUACAUGGCUUCUGUAUCAAAGUCAUCACAAUUAAAACUUUUGAAGCA
Messenger RNA from Cyanistes caeruleus (blue tit), 2571 nucleotides. RefSeq names its product calcium and integrin binding family member 2 (gene CIB2). Gene Ontology annotation, cellular component: stereocilium; cell periphery; cytoplasm. Gene Ontology annotation, biological process: calcium ion homeostasis. The record is from RefSeq and is a predicted model, not a curated record. Gene Ontology annotation, molecular function: calcium ion binding; magnesium ion binding. NCBI's taxonomy places the organism in Eukaryota, Metazoa, Chordata, Aves, Passeriformes, Paridae.